AUGCCUUUUGCCAAACACCACCUUGAAGACGAUUCUGCACCGACGGGAUUAUUGAGCCAUUUUAGUGGGAAAUCAAAGUCGUUUGCGAAUCUAUUAGACGCUUGCACAAUGAAGGAUCUGGAGAAAUCUGAGAACCCAUUCAACAAGAGGAGGAGAAUUUUGUUGUCGUCAAGGAGAUCUUCCCUCUACAGCUCCUUCAACUCUAAAUCCAUGCCACUGUUGAGAUCAAAGUCAUUUGCGAAUCUAUCAGACGCUUGCACAGUGAAGGAUCUGGAGAAAUCUGAGAACCCAUUCAACAAGAGGAGGAGAAUUUUGUUGUCAUCAAGGAGAUCUUCCUUCUACAGCUCCUUUAACCCUAAAUCCAUGCCUCUGUUGGCUCUUGAGGAAGAUGAAGAUGAAGAAGAUCAUCAUCAACAUCGACAAGGAUAUCAAUUGUCAUCAUCAUCGCCUUCCUCAUCAUCAUUGGGGAAAAAGAAACAGGAAAAAAGAGGUGCGCGAUUUCUCUGGUUGUCGGAGUAG
This is a messenger RNA of Corylus avellana, 519 nucleotides long. The record is from RefSeq and is a predicted model, not a curated record. Lineage: Eukaryota; Viridiplantae; Streptophyta; Magnoliopsida; Fagales; Betulaceae.